AUGACUGACGGGAACAUAUUGGCACAUAUAUACUAUCCCCUCAGUUAGGAUCUGGCUAUUUUAUAAUAAUGCUGUAUAAACGGAUCCUUGACUGCUCGAGACGGAGUUAACCGUGAUUCCCUCCCUAGAGUGAUCCUCAUCUUUCCUGGAAUUCCUCCUAUUGUAGACUGCUUUGUAUUCAUUAAUGAUUUUUGCGGAAGAGAGCCUUCAUUCUCGCCUGGAAUCCUUUUGCAUGAUCUCAGCUGCCUGAUGAGAGCAAUCUAUUUAUUGGUCUUCUGCCUACACGCGCCCCCUAUUCUGCAACAUCGAAAAAGCAACACUGGUCACUGAGUGCUAGCCGUGAAGCCCCUGAAAAAGCCAUGGAAGUGAAUGCCGCCUCUGGAGGGGCCAAGGAUCACCAAAGGAACUUUAACCGAAAGCCGGAAAAUAAGGAUGAAGAGAGAGAUCAGCAGGACUCAGACGAAGAGGAGGAGAAGAAAGGGAAAGAGAUGGGCAAGAAAACUUGGGGCGAUGUAGUCAGGGAGGCGAAGGUCUUCCUUUGGAAUCCAGAGACGAGGCAAUGCAUGGGCAGGACGGCUCAGAGCUGGGGCCUGAUACUCCUCUUUUAUCUCGUUCUGUACACUUUCCUGGCUGGAAUGUUUGUAUUUUGCUUGUACGUCAUGUUGCUCACCAUGAGCCCCCACGUACCAACAUACAGGGACAGAGUUGCUCCACCAGGAGUUAUGAUUAGACCAUACAUUAGAAACGCAUUCAACAUUGUUUUCAAUGUCUCCGAACGCAGUUCAUGGGAACCUUAUGUGGAAAACAUGGAACUGUUUCUCAAAGAUUACGACGACGUAGUUCAAGAAGCCAAUAAUAUUGUGUGCCAAUCAGGCCAGUAUUUCAUUCAAGAGGAAGAAAGUGGCAUGAAAAAAGCUUGCCAGUUCAAGCGAUCCGAAUUGAUGGCUUGUUCGGGGAUAGACGAUCAAACCUUUGGCUACUCUGAUGGCCAGCCUUGCAUCCUGCUAAAGAUGAACCGGAUUAUUGGUUAUCAGCCCGGUUAUGGGAAUCCAGUCACUGUGAGCUGCAAAGUGCAGAAAGGCAAUGAAAGCGAUCUCCAUGCAAUUCAGUUCUUUCCAAGUGCAACAUUCGAUCCCAUGUACUUUCCUUACUAUGGCAAACUCUCGCAUGUCAACUAUACACAACCAGUGGUGGCCAUACAGUUUACAGAUGUGACAAAGAACCACAACAUGAACAUCCAGUGCCAACUGAAUGGUCGGGGCAUCAUCAAUCACUAUAACAAUGACCGGUUUCUGGGGCGAAUCAUCUUCACAUUGAACAUCGGAGAAUAGACCAGAAAAGCAUUUUUGCUGUCACUCUUUCUACGGCAAUCUAAUCUUUCCUACCACAGGGAGUGGAAAACAGCCAUUAUAACAAGCACCCAGAAAACUCAAACCUGCUUUGGGGGACUAUUUUGGUUUCCAUCACAAAUAAAAAGAAAGGCUAUAGCUAAUCAGGGACAUAGGCUGUAAAACUUAACAUAAAACAUUGAAAAUGGUUCAUCCUGCAAGCAAACAGACGAAUGUAAGAGAACGUUUUAAUUUUAAAAUGCGUGCAAGAUACUCCGAUUCGAUCAGGGUGUCAGCGGGAAUGGCAUUCAGUAACAAACAGGCAAUUUUGCCAUUGCAUCCAACCUCAAAAGGAACUCUUUAUUGUCUCUCCCCCAUUCCCCGAGGGUUGACCGCGUUGUCCAUACAGAUGAACUAGCCAGUCACCAAUUAACAGUCCAACAUGUUGCUUAGAGUGAGGGUGCUUGUAACCUCCCUCUGGAGAUUGCUAUUUUCUAUGAGAGUAUUAGCAAGACAGCUGUCCCAAGAACCAUUGCUAUAAGAGAUGUUCCAAGUUGACAUCUGUCCUGUUCAAGGCAGAUCCUGAGAUACCUCCUUAAACAUUAUAAAGCCUACCAUGAUAAACUUAACAUCAAUGAUGUUAACCAGGUCCAUGGAAGAUCUACUGAAAUCUACUGGCUUUGGUCUAGAAAAGCCCUUGUACCACAGGCUGGCUCCAUUGCUUUUCAGGCUCAGGUUGAAGUAGUAGCGAUGACGCCUGAACAGCCUGAGCCCAUCUUAGCCAAGAGACUAAUUUCCACACGUAUGCUUCCCUAGGGGUGUACAGAGAGGGGCAUGCUCCUGGCCUGUCCCUUGACUCUUGUAUCCCCUUCCCAGGAUGCUUUCUGGAAAUGUUGUAAGUCCAUUUUUAUUCCCAUUGGCUAUGGGCAUCCAAGCAGAGGGCAAGAUAGGGCUUAAUCAAUGUAACUGGGAGUUUUGUUAUUAAUGUAUUUUCACUUGACCCCAUGCUCUUUGGACAGGGUGGACUAGAAAUCAAAAUGAAUUAGUAAAAAACUUUAUAAUGUG
This is a messenger RNA of Elgaria multicarinata webbii, 2393 nucleotides long. RefSeq names its product ATPase Na+/K+ transporting family member beta 4 (gene ATP1B4). Gene Ontology annotation, biological process: sodium ion transport; regulation of DNA-templated transcription; potassium ion transport. Bases 360 to 1331 code for a protein of 323 amino acids. Gene Ontology annotation, cellular component: sodium:potassium-exchanging ATPase complex; nuclear inner membrane. The transcript has 9 exons. NCBI's taxonomy places the organism in Eukaryota, Metazoa, Chordata, Lepidosauria, Squamata, Anguidae. The record is from RefSeq and is a predicted model, not a curated record.